UUGCUAUCCCUCACUGGACCUAGUUAGCUGUUACUUAGCCAUUUUCCGCCGUUGUUUGAAAGAAACCUCUUCGGAUAUCUGCCCGCCUCCCUGCUCGCUCGCUCGUUCGUCUAACAAAGAAUAACCGGGCACACCCAUAGUGUCAGAAACGUGGCACCGGAGAACUCCCUAUGACUACUACCAACGGACUGCCGCCCUUUGGCGACGAAGGGAGGACGACCACCGAGAGUGCUAACACCAUCGAGAUCGAGGCCGUAAACGCGGGUUUGGAGAGACUACCCCCUGGCCAGCUGCGAGAAACUUGGACACACGGCCCGACGCGGAGAGAGCUUAGUCAUACCGUCGUUGGCCCAGACGGCUCACCGAUGUUCAGCCAGACUCUCGAGGGAAUUACACGACACGGUCGGGACGCGAGUCACGACGAGAAAGCAGAACGAGCCGACAGCGCCGCUCAAAGCGAUGACCUCGACAACGUGGCUAGAAUCGAGUCGACCAAGUCCAUCGUCGGUACGUUAUCCUUGCCGAGGGAGAUCUUAUUUGUGGCGGUGAUAUGCUUUGGACAACUCUUCACCCAGGCUGGCCUCGGCCAGGCCAUCAGCAUCAUCCACAUCAUUGGCGCUAGUUUCGGCAUCACGAAUCCCGGCGAGCUGAGUUGGUUCAUGGCGGGUUACAGCUUGACCGUAGGCACCUUCAUCCUAUUUUCCGGCAGGCUGGGCGACACCUUCGGCCACAAGACUUUGUUUCUAGUCGGUAUGGCAUGGUUUUCCGUUUGGAGCAUGGUCUGCGGACUCGCCAUCUACUCGAACCACGUCCUGUUCGUCGUCGCCCGCGCCUUUCAGGGAAUCGGCCCUGCCAUCGUUCUUCCGAACGGACUCGCGAUCCUCGGCGUGGCCUACCCUCCGGGGCGACGUAAGGAGAUGGUUUUUGCCGUCUUCGGCGCCAUGGCCCCUAGCGGGGCGAUAUUGGGUUCUCUGUUCGCCUCUCUUCUUGCCCUCACGUGGUGGCCCUGGGCCUUUUGGGUCUUUGCUCUCGUGCUGGCAGCAUCCCUGGUCGUGGGACACUUUGCGAUACCGGAUGCCUCGAACGGGUACCAUGUGAGGCCGCAAGGGCUAAAGGAUAUCGCGAGGGAACUCGACCUCGUCGGAACUAUCCUCGGCGUCUGCGGCCUCGUCCUUGUGAACUUUGCCUGGAACCAGGCCCCGAUCGUCGGCUGGCCCGAGCCUUAUGUCUAUGUCACGCUGAUUCUAGGGCUGCUUCUCUUGAUUGCGUUCCUGGCGUUCGAGCUGAAAUUCGCAGAGAGCCCCCUCAUCCCUUUCCACGCGCUCUCGUCCGACGUAUCGUUCGUUCUGGGCGCCGUGGCGUGCGGGUGGGCUUGUUUUGGCAUUUGGUUCUUCUACAUUUGGCAAUUCCUGCUCGUGCUCCAGGGGAGGUCCCCCUUAUUGGCCACGGCUAUGAUGAGCCCAGUCACCAUCUCGGGGUUCUGCGCCGCCAUCUUCACGGGCUACAUGCUGCACCGGCUUAGACCCCCGAUCGUCAUGACCCUGUCACUCCUCGCGUUCACGGCCGGUGUCACCGUCGUAGCAACUUGCCCAGUCGACCAGACCUACUGGGGCCAGAUCUUUGUCUCCACCGUCGUAAUGACCUGGGGCAUGGACAUGAGUUUCCCGGCCGCGACGCUGAUCCUCUCCGACGCCGUGCCGCGGCGGCACCAAGGCAUUGCCGCGAGUCUGGUCAACACGGUUGUCAACUACAGCAUCUCUCUAGGACUGGGAUUUGCCGGAACUAUAGAAACACACGUGAAUAACGGUGGCGAGAAUCCAGUGGACAUCUUGAAGGGGUACCGCGGCUCAUUCUACAUGGGCGUCGGGCUCUCCGGGUUAGGUGUGGUCGUAUGUCUGGCUUUUCUCGUUAAAACCACCACACAGAAACCCGCUGCUGUUAGAGAAGGGGGUUAAGAUUCCGCCGUCAAACCGGCUUAAUUUUGGAUUGUUCUAAGCCGACUGCCAACGCGCUGCUGAAAAUGGGAUCCGUCACGUAGCAAUUGAGCCAGCCCUUAUAUGCCUACAUGCCUCAAAGCGUAAAUGCAGGCGUCUACGUUUUACGCGACAGUUAUGAGCCCAGUUAAGCGCUCCAAGGUGCUUUGGCUUAGUGGUUCGGUUCCCUUCAAAGUUGUACGAAUUCGACAGCUACCCUAACCCCAGCGCGGCCUCCCCAGAGCUAGACCAGAACUAGCAGUAAGGCGUCGAGCACUUGACGCCUG
Molecule: messenger RNA, 2260 nt
Organism: Durotheca rogersii
Lineage: Eukaryota; Fungi; Ascomycota; Sordariomycetes; Xylariales; Xylariaceae
Product: MFS general substrate transporter
Exons: 3
Coding region: 171-1955 (594 amino acids)
Biological process (GO): transmembrane transport
Cellular component (GO): membrane
Molecular function (GO): transmembrane transporter activity
Source: RefSeq, a predicted model, not a curated record